Molecule: messenger RNA, 1754 nt
Organism: Cornus florida
Lineage: Eukaryota; Viridiplantae; Streptophyta; Magnoliopsida; Cornales; Cornaceae
Product: arabinosyltransferase RRA3-like
Exons: 2
Coding region: 167-1468 (433 amino acids)
Biological process (GO): root hair cell development
Molecular function (GO): glycosyltransferase activity
Source: RefSeq, a predicted model, not a curated record
ACACUCAGCCGCGUGACAAAGUCUACUCUCUCUCUCUCUCUCUCUCUCUCGUGGUGGCUACGGAGUGCCGAGAAGUAUUUCAACAUGGGAGCGGGUAGCAGAAGAAACUACAUCUAGGGUUUCGGAAAAGCCCUCUCUUGAUGCUUUUUGGGAGUCACUGAAAGUCAUGGCGGGUGGUCGUAGAGAGGGAUCGUCGAUGAAGAGUCAAUCGCUUCGUGGAUCUCGAAUUGCUUUUGCGAUCCUCAUCGGAGUUCUUCUCGGUUGCGUCUGUGCCUUCUUGUUCCCUCAUGGACUUCUCACUCCCAACCCUCAGAAUCUCAAUCGCCGCCUUGCAAAAUCAAAUCUACAGAUUGGUUCAUCCUCAUGUGAAUCGACAGAAAGGAUUAACAUGUUAAAGUCGGACAUCAUGGGGUUAUCAGAAAAGAAUGCAGAGUUGAGGAAGCAGGUUAGGGAGCUAACUGAGAAGUUACGGCUGGCUGAGCAAGGAAAAGAUAAUGCACAGAAGCAGUUUAUGGUGUUGGGUGAACAACAUAAAGCUGGGCCUUUUGGCACUGUCAAGGGUUUGAGAACUAACCCAACUGUCAUUCCUGAUGAAUCUGUGAACCCAAGAUUGGCAAAAAUCUUAGAGGAAGUUUCUGUUCGGAAAGAGCUUGUUGUUGCUCUUGCCAAUUCGAAUGUAAAAGACUCGUUGGAGGUCUGGUUCACUAGCAUCAAGAAAGUGGGCAUAACCAAUUAUCUGGUUGUGGCAUUGGAUGAUUGGAUUGCGGAUUUCUGCAAAUCAAAUAAUGUUCCAGUGUAUAGGAGAGACCCGGAUGAGGGUAUUGAUUCAGUUGCCAAAACAGGAGGUAACCAUGCCGUCUCGGGUUUAAAGUUUCGUAUCUUGAGGGAGUUUUUGCAGCUGGGUUACAGUGUUCUUCUCUCAGAUGUUGAUAUAGUAUAUGUGCAGAAUCCAUUUGAACAUUUAUAUCGUGAUUCUGAUGUGGAAUCCAUGACGGAUGGUCACAAUAAUUAUACGGCUUAUGGAUUUAAUGAUGUCUUUGAUGAACCUGCCAUGGGUUGGGCUCGAUAUGCUCAUACAAUGCGGAUAUGGGUUUAUAAUUCUGGUUUCUUCUAUAUAAGGCCUACAAUUCCUUCAAUUGAGCUUUUGGAUCGUGUGGCUGAUCGCCUUUCUCGGGAACCAAAGUCGUGGGACCAGGCUGUUUUCAAUGAAGAGCUUGCUUUCCCUUCCCAUCCUGGGUAUAUUGGGCUUCAUGCCUCUAGGAGAACUAUGGAUUUCUAUCUCUUUAUGAAUAGUAAGGUCCUUUUCAAGACUGUAAGAAAAGAUGCUAAAUUAAAAAAGCUUAAGCCAGUCAUUGUUCAUGUGAAUUACCACCCUGAUAAACUUAGAAGAAUGAAAGCAGUUGUUGAGUUCUACAUUAAUGGCAAGCAAGAUGCAUUGGAAUCAUUCCCUGAUGGGUCGGAAUGGUAAAAAUCAAACUGCAGGAGAUUUGUUGAUCAACGGGUAUGCUCAGCAGUUUCCUUCUUGCUUAUAUUCACUGGAUACAGAUAGUCUAAAUCGUUAAACCUUCUGAAAGCAAUGUCUAAUUUGAAUUUUUAUUUCUCUGCUUUUAGCUUCAGUUCAAAUUCUGUGUUCCUUUUUGUCAUAAUAACUUUUGUUUAAUUCACAUUUGAGUGCCUCCCAUGAUAAACGAAUGUGCUAUUUUAUGUAUGUUUAAAAAGUGUUACAAAUGAAUUUUUUUACGUUUGUGGAUGAA